AGCGGAGCGCCCGCAGCUGAGCUCGCGCUGUAAUCUGUGACAGCUGGAAAUGGACAGCAGCGACAGAGGAGCCGCGCAAGAUAUGAAACGUCCAAAGAGCAGCGAGUGGCUGGACAACGGCCCGCUGCCCAAGAGUCAGGCGGGGCAGGAUGAGGAGGAAGAGGAGGACGAGGAAGAGGAGAAGAGGGUGGGAGUUGCCGGUCUCAGGGCGAAACGGGAGCGCCGGCAGGGAAGCGGCAGCGCCACGAUGUGCCAGGUGUGCAACAUCCAGCUGAACUCCAGCGCCCAGGCGCAGAUCCACUACAGAGGGAAGACUCAUCAGAGGAGACUCCGCCGGCUGGCCAAGGCCGUCAGCGCAGGUGCGCUGUCCCAGAGCCAGGUCCAUCCACUGCUGGGCUCGCUGUCCGUGCCGGGCCGGCCCCUCCAGCCGCAGGCCCACGCCCAGCUGGAGCACUUCCUCCCACUCAGGGUCAACGGCUCCUCGCCACUCAGCCUCUUCCCCAAUUUCAACACGAUGGACCCAGUGCAGAAAGCUGUGAUAAACCACACGUUCGGCGUUGCUCCACCUAAAAAGAAGCCCAUCAUCUCCUGUAACAUCUGCCACCUGCGCUUCAACUCCACUACCCAGGCAGAGGCCCACUACAAAGGUCACAAGCACGCUCGCAAGCUGAAAGCCCUGGAGACGCAGAGGAAUCGGCAGAAAAACGGGCCGAGUCAGUCCACAGCGGGGAAAGACAGAGAGAGGGGGAUGAUGGGAGGAGCGGCGGUGCCGACAGAAUCACAGUCAAAAGACAAAACAGGCCCGAGCACCUCAUCCCUACCUGCACAGCAGCAAGCUCAGAACAGCCAAGGGAGCUCGCAGGAAAGCAGCCCCCCCUCCAGAACAUCGUCUGUCGACUCCUCCUCGCUCCAGUCCGCUCACCUGUCCCCGCAAGCCUCCCCCGACUCUCAGCCCGCUGAUGCACCUUCAAACGAUCCGCCUGCAGACGGAUGCGCCCAGACCGCAGGUGCAAACCUGAACUCUGAUCCUCAGGGAGGCUCCGCAGGAGGCGAGGAGGAGGCCGUGCAGGGGGAGGAGCUAAAGGAGGCCAAAAGCAACAAGAAGCAUCUUCACUGUCCGACAUGCAAAGUGACGGUCAACUCCAGCUCCCAACUGGAGGCUCAUUGUAGUGGCUCCAAGCACAAACAGAUGCUGGACGGUCAGAACAGCAGCCAAUCACAGCGCAGGGUCAAGAUGACGUCGUCGCCCAGGCCAGCCUGUCGAAUUAAGCAGCGAAUGGGAAGCAAGCCCCGAGCGGUCGUGGGCGUGACCGGCCAGCCCUUUCACUGUGAACUGUGCCAGGUGUCCGUCAACUCAGAGACGCAGCUGAAGCAGCACAUGAACAGCAGGAGACACAAAGAGCGCCUGGCUGGGAAGCCUGUCAAGGCAAAGUUCUCCCCCUAUAAUAAACUACAGCCCAGUGCCGUCUUAGCGACAAAGCUGGCUUUGCAUAAGCAGCUGUCUAAAGCCCUGCCGGCAGGGUUCCUGACCAGCCCCCUUAAUCCAGCCGCUUUGUGCACCAUGGCGUCCGGGCCCCUGGCGCUCCGACUGCCUCCAGGUCCCACAGCCAUCAUCCAGGGUCCCCUGAUCAGCCCCACGCUCUUCAGGCCCGCUCCUGGACCUCUGAGAGCCACGCACACACCCAUCAUCUUCUCCCCUUACUAACGAAUACCGGCGAGGCUGGAAGGCCCACGGCGGCGAAGACCUGACCUCUGCAAAGCUGGGCUUUGAGUUGGGCCAGCUGAGGACAAAUCACAGCACAGACGAGUGACACCAGGUCGCGACGCAGAGACCGUGAGGGCAGCAUAGCAGCGCGUCGGGGUUUGGCAGGUCAUAAGAAGAUUCAGUUUGCGCAAUCCCCUGGUGUGGAUUGAGAUUUCAGCGCAGACUGACCGCAGCUUCACCUAUUAGAGCUGGAAGGACCAUCGUUCAGCUGUUUCCUCUCAGAGAACUGUUGAGUGCAUGUUCCCCCGGGGUCUGGACCCCUCAGGAAGCCAUAACGACGAGCAUCAUCUCCAUUUAUUUAUAAGUCAAUGAUAAACUAAUACACAUUAGGGUGUUUCAACGUUGCUAAGUGUUUGUUGAGAAAAUUCUUUCAUUUUUGGAGCUUUCUAUGUGUAUUCUUGAAGAGCAAGAAAAAUAUGUCUGCCUUGUUAUAGAUUUUAGAGCC
Salarias fasciatus (jewelled blenny) is the source of this 2210-nucleotide messenger RNA. RefSeq names its product zinc finger protein 385B-like. The transcript is spliced from 9 exons. Gene Ontology annotation, cellular component: nucleus. Gene Ontology annotation, molecular function: nucleic acid binding; zinc ion binding. Lineage: Eukaryota; Metazoa; Chordata; Actinopteri; Blenniiformes; Blenniidae. The record is from RefSeq and is a predicted model, not a curated record. The coding region runs from base 50 to 1705 and encodes 551 amino acids.